This is a messenger RNA of Pimephales promelas (fathead minnow), 4336 nucleotides long. RefSeq names its product BRF1 general transcription factor IIIB subunit a (gene brf1a). Gene Ontology annotation, molecular function: RNA polymerase III type 3 promoter sequence-specific DNA binding; RNA polymerase III general transcription initiation factor activity; TBP-class protein binding. The record is from RefSeq and is a predicted model, not a curated record. Gene Ontology annotation, cellular component: transcription factor TFIIIB complex; transcription preinitiation complex; nucleus. Lineage: Eukaryota; Metazoa; Chordata; Actinopteri; Cypriniformes; Leuciscidae. Gene Ontology annotation, biological process: transcription by RNA polymerase III; transcription preinitiation complex assembly; DNA-templated transcription initiation.
CGCGCUGCUCAUUUUGGUAUGAGCCGCUUCGCACGCUGACUGGAAACAUGUGGCUUACUGUGUUUUUUGGAUAGUAGAGUCUCAAUUUGCCGGUUUGUCAUGUAGAGAAACACAUCGCAUAUUUUGGUCAUUAACUCAGUGAUACAGUCUGUAAAACGACUGAAGACCAAGAACUGAGAACACACAGUUGUCACCCCAACAGACAGGAACUGAAGGGCCUUUAACGGUCUCUGGAUCAGACAGGUGAAGCCUGGGAUUCGUCAUCUUCCAGUUGCUCGAGAGAUCCUUCCUUAUAUUGUGUGAGCUGAUUGGUCGUGAACAUGAGGAGGUGUAAGAAUUGUGGAGGGACGGACAUUGAUGUGGACCAGGCACGGGGUGAUGCCGUGUGCAUGGGCUGCGGCACCGUGCUGGAGGACAACAUCAUCGUUUCCGAGGUAACCUUCGUGGAGAACAGUGGAGGAGGAUCGUCCGCCGUAGGACAGUUUGUCGCUGGUGACUCAUCUGGAAAUGCUCCAUCAUUGGGAGGAAACUUCCACACUGGUGUUGGGAGGGAGUCCAGAGCUGCCACUCUACAGAAUGCUAAGCGACAGAUAAACCAUCUUGGUCAUCAGAUACAAAUGAACCAGCACUGUUUGGACACCGCCUUCAACUUUUACAAGAUGGCACUCUGCAAGCAUCUGACCAGAGGACGCAAAUCAUCACAUGUUAUCGCCGCCUGCCUCUACCUCGUCUGUCGGACAGAGGGAACACCUCACAUGCUGCUUGACUUGAGUGACAUCCUACAGGUGAACGUGUAUGUUUUGGGAAAAACCUUCCUCGUUUUAGCCAGGGAGCUGUGCAUCAACGCACCAGCUAUUGAUCCGUGUCUUUAUAUCCCUCGUUUUGCGCAAAUGUUGGAAUUUGGAGAGAAGAGCCACGAGGUUUCGAUGACGGCACUGCGUCUCCUGCAGAGGAUGAAGAGAGACUGGAUGCACACGGGACGAAGACCUUCAGGCCUCUGCGGAGCAGCGCUCUUGGUUGCUGCCCGUAUGCAUGAGUUCCGUCGCACAAUUAAGGAAGUGAUCAGCGUGGUGAAAGUCUGUGAGGCCACACUGAGGAAAAGGCUAAAUGAAUUUGAGGACACGCCCACUAGUGAGCUGACUAUUGAGGAGUUUAUGAAGGUGGAUCUGGAGCAGGAGUGCGACCCGCCCUCUUACACGGCUGGAAUUAAGAAGCAAAAGCUAAAACAGAUUGAGCUGGAACUUUCAAAAAAAGUUGAUGAUAUUGAAGGUGAAAUCUGUGGCUAUCAGGAUGAGAUUGAAGUCGAGCUGGAGAGCUGCAGGCCCAAAGCCAGGGGAUUUUAUGCAUCCUGUUCCAGAGAAGAUGAUGUGAUUUCCCUGGCAUCAUCUGGUGUCCUUGCUGGUGAUGAUGAAGGAGAGGACGACGAGCUGAGGGCAGCAGCGUCUCACCUGUGCAGUGCUGUAUGUGGAGAGGAUGGAGGUGGCUAUCAGCAGGAGCGAGAUGGAGAGAAAGUCUCUCCAACCAAACGGCCCUCGUUAGCAUUAUUGCUUGGUGCUUUGCCCACUGCGGCCAGUUUGGGCCUGCCCGAGUCCAUCACCAAAAUGGGAGAGGAGAAGGAGAACGAUGUGGAGGCAGAAAGUGGUGAGCUAGACCUGAGCGGUAUCGACGAGGAUGAGAUUGAUCGUUAUAUCCUGAAUGAGAAGGAAAUUAAGGUGAAGACCGAACUGUGGAUGCUUCAAAAUGCAGACUACCUCAAAGAACAGAAAGAAAAGGAAGAAAGAAUAGCAAAGGAAAAGGAGGAGGGUACAUAUAAAGAGCGGAAGCCUAGAAAUAAGUCAGCACGGAGGCGUGAGCCCAUCAAUGCCAGCACUGCAGAUGAAGCCAUUGAAAAGAUGUUAGAGCAGAAACGCAUCUCCACUAAAAUAAACUACGAUGUCCUGAAAGACUUGAACAAAUCCAGCCCAAAAAGUCCCACUCGCCAGCCUGAAGAAGCUUCCACUGGAGCCAAAAGAACCCCCGCGGCCCAUCGACGGAAACUCCAACUGACUUCACCCAAUAUUGGCAAAACUGUCAGCAGUUUUGGGAAGAGGUUACAGCCUUUGGUGUGUGCACAACCCUCGAAGAAGCUGGCCCUGGAUCAGGAAGGAUUUGGUGCUCCAGUGGCCACUCCUGCUGCCCCAACCCAGAAUAGUAUUGUUGUAGAGAGCGGACCGGUGGCGUACGAUGAGCCUGCAGAUGAAGAAGACGAGGAUGAUGAGGAUGAACAUUGUGUCAGUGCCGUGCAGUUAAUGGGCAGCACGGAUUAUGGUUAUGAAUUAGAUGACGAUGAUGGCUUCUGAAUCCAGGGAUGGGAGCACCAGUGGAGAGGACACACUAAGAUUUAGCCUGCUGCUUAUUUUGACACCAAACAUGCAACACACAUGCAACAACCUCCAUCUCACUACUCCUUGUGUUCGUGCUUAUGUUUGCAAGAUGAAAACAAAUAUUGUGAACUUUACACACAACAGAGGAGAAGAACUAUAGCUAAACAAGAACAAAGACCCUACCUUCUUGUGUUUGUGCUUUUCAGUAGGUGCAUGUUCUAAGCUCAUGUGCACUAAGUAACUUAAAUACUAUUUAAAACAGGAGUAUGAGACUAAAUGGAUGUGUGUGGUGACUGGGAGAGAUGAUUCUCUCUAUCUCUCGCUUGCUAACUGCAUUACUGUGUGUUUUAGGCUAAUGAUGACAUAUGAUCUUGCACAUCUAAAGCGAUUAGCCCACACGAGGCUCAGGCCUCUGUGUGGACAAAUGUGUGCAUGUACACGUGCCUUUACAAUGGCAGUAUUACAGACCUUGAAUAGUAUGAUGAUUUUUAGAGCCAAAGUGUUAUUCUUUAAACCAGAUGUAGCUUUAUGUUUUCAGAGUGGAUUACGGGUGUGAAAUCUGAUUAGUGACAGUGUUCAAUUUUGCUCAGCUACCUGGCUAGUUUCCUAGUGCCUUUUUUAAUUUUUAUUAUUAAAUUACCCACUGGUCUGUUGCAUUUUCCAUUUUGGGCUAGUUAGUUGUUGUUGUUUUUUUUUUAAACUUAAGAAUAAUGUUUAAAAGGUACUUUGAUGAGAAUAAUAAUCAUUUUUGAUUUGAUGGUUGCCGCUUUUCUGGUUUAUGAAGAGGAGUACUUGAAAAAUUCAUUCCAGAUAAAUGCUGUUAAAAUAUCAAUGGUUUGAUCUUAUUUUUGCUGUUAAAUAUUUACAAAAUGCAAUUUAUAUAUAUAUAUAUAUUUAUGUUUUCAACAGGUAAAAGAGAUGUGUACAUUGUUGGAUUGUUUCUAAAUGAAUUGAUGGUUUGUUAAUGAAGAACUAAAUAGGAUAGUUUUAGUAUUAUUACUCAUAUCCGAAUACUCGGUAUCAGAAAGUUGGUGCUCUUCGAGAAUGUUUUACUAUAUUUAUACUUCGUUCUUUCCCAGAUUCAAAGAUGAGUCAAAUAUAGAGUACGCUUUUUUUUCUUUUCCUGUUAGAAAAGUAUUGGAGGGGUUUAUAUUUUGUCAGUCAUGCCACAACACACAGCAGAUAUUACUGAUGCAGACCCAAGCCAUUUAGAUUUUGAUAAAGCUAAUAAUUACAAGUAAAAAUUAUCCAAUUUAGGGAAACUAUCUUAAACUGUUAGAAAAUACAGUAAAAUAAAAGGUGAUCAGUGAUUCCAAAUUGAUUAAUCCAUUGACCUGGGAUUUGCAUCCACAAUCGAUAUACCGGUAGUUAAAUAAAUGUUGAUGUCUGUGAACUCUUGCUUGCAUAAUAAAAACUUUCUUCGGUAUGUGAGUCCUCAGGAUUCGGUAUGUGAGUCCUCAGGAUUCGGUAUGUGAGUCCUCAGGAUUCGGUAUGUGAGUCCUCGGGAUUCGGUAUGUGAGUACUUGGGAUUCGGUAUGUGAGUACUUGGGAUUCGGUAUGUGAGUCCUCGGGAUUCGGUAUGUGAGUCCUCGGGAUUCGGUAUGUGAGUCCUCAGGAUUCGGUAUGUGAGUCCUCAGGAUUCGGUAUGUGAGUACUUGGGAUUCGGUAUGUGAGUCCUCGGGAUUCGGUAUGUGAGUCCUCGGGAUUCGUUAUGUGAGUCCUCGGGAUUCGGUAUGUGAGUCCUCGGGAUUCGGUAUGUGAGUCCUCGGGAUUCGGUAUGUGAGUCCUCGGGAUUCGGUAUGUGAGUCCUCGGGAUUCGGUAUGUGAGUCCUCGGGAGUUCGUUGGAGGCAAGGUCUUUUGGAACAGAUGGGUUUGGUCUUGCAGCAGUAAUAGUAACAAUACAACAGACUCAAAUCAGUAUUCAGUAAAACUAAAUAGUAUUUAUGUGCAAAUAAAUAAAGUGUAAUCAUAA